Acanthochromis polyacanthus (spiny chromis) is the source of this 7911-nucleotide messenger RNA. Its product is annotated as microtubule-associated serine/threonine-protein kinase 1-like. Lineage: Eukaryota; Metazoa; Chordata; Actinopteri; Pomacentridae. The record is from RefSeq and is a predicted model, not a curated record. The transcript is spliced from 27 exons. Gene Ontology annotation, molecular function: magnesium ion binding; protein binding; ATP binding. Gene Ontology annotation, biological process: peptidyl-serine phosphorylation; intracellular signal transduction. Bases 1012 to 6033 code for a protein of 1673 amino acids.
UGCUGAUUCGGCUCAAACAUUCACACAUAUACAUGCAGGACAUUAAAGCAGGUUCCUCCACAGCCAGAGCUGUAGAUAGAACAGCCUGUGAAGAGUUCUCCUGGUUGUGUCUUCUGCAGGAGGCUGGAUGUUCCUCCAUUCAUCCGAGGAGAGCCUCUCCGCUGUGCGUAGGAGGAGGAGGGGCGAGAGGGAAUCCCAGGAAGGGGUUACAAAUAUCGCGUUGCUGCUGUCCAGUAUCCACUUCAUAGGAAGUGAAGGUGGAGGAGCCACGGCUUGAUGAAUGAAACGGACCAGAGUGUGAACUUAACGUGUUUCUGAAGAGGGAAAAGGAGGAAAAGGACGCGCUCUCUCAGCCCCGGUGAUGUUUACGAGACCGGACAGGCUCCUCCGCGGCAAAUCAGCGACAAUGUCAGUCCGACCGCGGAGCUGAAGGGAUGAAGCGCGUCUCAGCUUCCACUACACGGCGCAGUAAUGUGUAAAAUAAUCGCCUGGUUGUUUUCUCCAGCGCUGAGCUCUGAACUCGGUGUCCUUUGUGACCAAAUGUGGCCGGAAGCUCACGUUUCUGCGUGAGGUUCUUGAGAAGAACUUGGGUUCCGCGUUUGAUCCCACAUGGACAUUGUGUUCGCUGUGACUGUGGAGGCCCUCCGUGGAUCAGCUGGACAGCUUCAAAGCGCACAGAUCUUUGGCAAGAUGUCAAGGAUGCUCCGGACCGCAGAGACAGCAGCAUGACUGUUAGGACACAGGUGGAGCUGAGGGAACCACUGCUUCUUUAAACACAUAUUUAAAAAAAAAACCCAGAAAGAAUGGGACUGCUUGUCAUGUGUAUGUUUUCUUCUUCGACGUGACACCGGACUCUGCGUGUGACUGUGCACCUUUUUUUGGCUCCCAGUGCGCCAGGACGCUGCGGUUCGGGUGUGAACUGGAUGCCGCAGCCCUGCUGGGUCCAAACCCAGAUUAGAGAAGGGUUGUUUAAGAGAGCGGUAACCCCCAGCAGGAGCUCUUCAUUAAACCAUGGAUGACUCGGGGAUAAUACGGCGCAGGAGGCUGCAGAAGGACUUGCCACUGCCUCGAAAGAACAGCAGUUGUCGUACAAGCAACAGGAAGAGUCUGAUCCUGACCACCACGUCUCCCACGCUGCCUCGUCCACACUCCCCCCUGCCUCUCCCCGGACACCUCGGAAGCAGCCCUCUGGACAGCCCACGAAACUUCUCUCCCAGCAACCCGGCGCACUUCUCGUUCGCCUCCUCCAGAAGGGCGGAUGGACGACGAUGGUCUUUAGCAUCUUUGCCUUCCUCUGGGUAUGGAACCAACACUCCCAGCUCAACGUCCUCCAGCUCCUCUCAGGAGCGUCUGCACCAGCUGCCCUUCCAGCCCACCAUGGAUGAGCUCCACUUCUUAUCCAAGCACUUUGGCAGCACAGAGAGCAUCACGGAUGACGACGGGGGACGCUGUUCCCCCCACAUGCGUCCACGAUCCCGCAGUCUCAGCCCAGGACGCUCCUCCUCCUGCUACGAUAAUGAGAUAGUCAUGAUGAACCAUGUGUACAAAGAACGCUUUCCAAAGGCCACAGCGCAGAUGGAAGGGAGGCUGGCCGAGUUCAUGCAGGCGUUCUCACCUGAAAAUGUUCUUCCGCUGGCCGACGGAGUUCUCAGUUUCAUCCACCACCAGAUAGCUGAGCUGUCCAGAGACUGCCUGACCAAAGCCCGCGAGGGCCUCAUCACCUCCGUCUACUUCUUCGAGCUGCAGGAAAAUCUGGAGAAGCUGCUUCAUGAUGCCUUUGAGCGUUCAGAGAGCACUGAGGUAGCCUUCGUCACAGAGUUGGUGAAAAAGCUCCUCAUCAUCAUCUCCAGACCCGCGAGGCUUUUGGAGUGUUUGGAGUUUAACCCUGAGGAGUUUUACCAUCUGCUGGAGGCAGCCGAGGAUCACGCCAAGGAGGGUCACCUGAUGAAAACAGACAUUCCUCGUUACAUCAUCAGCCAGCUUGGGCUGACCAGAGACCCGAUCGAAGACAUGGUCAACCUCGACAGCUACGACAGCGAGGGACCAGCAACGCCUGAAACAGAUGACUCAACAGAGGGUAAGAUGAGAGCAAUGAAGCCACCAGGAGAAGCAGAUUUCCAGACCAUAAAGCUCAUCAGUAAUGGAGCAUAUGGCGCUGUGUAUUUAGUGCGUCAUUUGGAGACUCGCCAGCGAUUUGCCAUGAAGAAGAUCAACAAGCAAAACUUGAUCCUGAGGAAUCAAAUCCAGCAGGCCUUUGUGGAAAGAGACAUCCUGACCUUCGCAGAGAAUCCCUUCGUCGUGUCCAUGUUCUGCUCAUUCGAAACCCGUCGGCACCUCUGCAUGGUCAUGGAGUACGUAGAAGGUGGGGACUGUGCCACUCUGCUGAAGAACAUCGGGGCUCUGCCUGUGGAAAUGGCACGCAUGUACUUUGCAGAAACAGUCCUCGCUCUGGAGUACUUGCACAAUUAUGGCAUCGUACACCGGGACCUCAAGCCUGACAACCUCCUGAUUACCUCAAUGGGCCACAUUAAACUGACUGACUUCGGCCUGUCUAAGAUGGGUCUGAUGAGUCUGACCACCAACUUGUAUGAAGGACACAUUGAGAAGGAUACCCGUGAGUUUCUGGAUAAACAGGUAUACGGAACUCCAGAGUACAUCGCCCCAGAGGUUAUUCUUCGUCAGGGUUAUGGGAAGCCGGUGGACUGGUGGGCUAUGGGCAUCAUCCUGUAUGAGUUUCUAGUGGGAUGUGUGCCUUUCUUUGGAGACACUCCGGAGGAACUGUUUGGACAAGUCAUUACAGAUGACAUUGUGUGGCCUGAAGGAGAUGAAGCUCUUCCAGUUGAUGCCCAACACCUGAUCUCCUCCCUGCUGCAGACAAAUCCACUGGUUCGACUCGGCACAGGUGGUGCUUUUGAAGUGAAGCAGCACUCAUUCUUCACAGAGGUGGACUGGAACAGUCUGCUGAGACAGAAGGCAGAGUUCAUCCCUCACCUGGAGUCGGAGGAAGACACCAGUUAUUUUGACACACGCUCUGAGCGCUACCAUCACGUGCAGUCAUACGACGAAGACGAUACAAAUGAUGAUGAGCCCGUGGAGAUUCAUCGCUUCUCAUCCUGCUCUCCUCGCUUCAGCAAGGUGUACAGCAGCAUGGAGCAUCUGUCCCAGCUGGAGCAUAAACCUCACACAGUGACUCUACGGGAGCACAAAGUCCCCAGAGAGGAUCGAGUGGCCAAAAGAGAAAGCCUAGGAAGUGUCACCCUCAGAGACAAGAGCUGGAGGACGGGCUCACCUGAGAUGAAGCGCUUGUCCUGCUCUGAGUCCUCUUUCACUGAGAGCGACUCCAGCCCGCCGUCCGGAGCCCGAAGACGCUUCUCUGCCCUCAUGGAUACGUACCGCCUGGCCUCCCCUCUGGAGCUGGACUCUGAGCUGCCUGUUCCAAGCAAACAACCUCCAAUGAAAGCAAGAGGGACUUCCCUGGAAGGAGCAAUGGGUGCCAUCUCAUCUCAAGGUGAUCUGAGGCCUUUCCUUAAAGACACUAACGGCUUCACAGAUAAACUUUUGCGACCUGCUGAUGCAUCACUGCCGCUGCCAAUCAGCGCUACCAUUCUGGGGCUUCCAGACCCAUUGGGGCCCCGAGGGGCCACUACAGACCUGGUGCUGCGGAGAGCUCGCCACCAGCAGCUCUCAGCUGAGGGAGAAAAACGAAGCUCGCGACCAGGAACCAAAGUUAUCAAAUCCGCCUCUGCUACUGCGCUGUCUGUAAUCAUCCCUGCAGUGGAGCAGCAUGGCGCCUCCCCUCUGGCCAGCCCCAUGUCUCCUCGCUCCCUCUCAUCCAACCCUUCUUCUCGUGACUCCUCUCCGAGCCGAGACUACUCUCCCAUGGUCAACAUCCUGCAUUCUCCAAUCACCAUCCACCGCUCCGGGAAGAAGUAUGGUUUCACUCUCCGAGCCAUCAGAGUCUACAUGGGAGACAGUGAUGUGUACAGCGUCCAUCACAUGGUCUGGCAUGUUGAGGAUGGAGGUCCCGCCCAGGAUGCCGGACUCAGUGCUGGUGACCUUAUCACUCAUGUAAACGGGGAGUCAGUUCAUGGUCUGGUCCAUACUGAAGUAGUGGAGCUCAUCCUGAAGAGUGGAAACAAGGUGACAGUUACAACUACUCCCUUUGAGAACACCUCCAUAAAAGUCGGUCCGGCCCGCAAGUCCAGCUAUAAAUCCAAGAUGGCCCGACGCAGCAAGAGGACAGGAGCCAAGGAGGGGCAAGAUAAGAAGCGCAGCUCCCUCUUUCGGAAAAUUACCAAGCAGUCCAACCUUCUCCACACCAGCCGGAGCCUCUCCUCUUUAAAUCGCUCUCUAUCUUCCGGAGACAGCCUGCCUGGCUCCCCCACCCACAGCCUCUCGGCCCGCUCUCCCACUCAGAGUUACCGCUCAACCCUGGAAUCCUCUUAUCUGGGCACCUCAUCCCAGAGCAGCUCUCCAGCAUCCAGCACUCCAAACUCGCCUGCAGCCUCCCACCACAUGAGGCCCAGCUCCCUGCACGGCCUGUCUCCCAAACUUCACCGCCAGUACCGCUCUGCUCGUUGCAAAUCCGCCGGCAACAUCCCCCUGUCGCCUCUGGCUCACACCCCGUCCCCGACUACCUCCUCUCCUCCACCACUCACCGGGCACACUGUCGGCAGCUCCAACACCACGCAGAUGUUUCCCGCUAAGCUGCACUCCUCGCCUCCCGUCGCCCGCCCUCGUCCCAAGAGUGCUGAGCCGCCCAGGUCGCCCUUGCUGCAGCGGGUGCAGUCUGCAGAGAAGCUAGGAGCACAGAUUUUGCCUUCCUCCUCCUCCUCGUCAUCGUCGCCUUCUCCUCUCACGGGAGGGGUGUCGUUACGCAAGCAUAGCUUGGAGGUGACACAUGGGGACUACAGGAGAGAGUCCUUCCACUGCGAGCACAGUUUGCAAAGUCUGCUGGAGAUGGAGGGAGAGAACGGACCUGCUCCCCCGUCCCCCUCAUCCUCUUCCUCCCCCUCUCCGCCCAUGGGAGGAGAGAUCGGAGGCCUGAAGCCCGUGAGGAGGCUGGGAAGGCAGGAGUCGCCGCUCAGCCGUGACACACUUCUAACAACAAGAGAGAAAGAUACCCAAACCACAGCAUCUGAGCUCACUGGGUCACAAACUGAGAGCAGCGCUCCUAAAGUAGAGCCCAAAACCAGUGUUGUUGACAGGAGUAAAACAUUAUCUCCCGCUGAGGUUGUGAGGAGCAGCGCAAAAGCAGUUGACGUCAAGUCCAGUGCCUCAUCCACAGAAAGCAAGCCUAGUCCUGUGACCAAAUCUCAAAAUGUAACCACCUCAAGUUCUGAAGCAACCAAGAGUAAACCCAGCGAGAAAGUCUCCACUCCGGGCACAACUAAGGGACAAAAGGAUACUAAGCAGCAGAGUGCACAAACAGACACUGGACCCGCAACUAAAGCUCAGGAGAAGCCUGAGGAGAAAGGGAAAGCUACCGCAGACAAAGGUUCCAUGCAGAAAGCGUCAUCUACAGAGCAGUCUAAGCAACGGAAAGGCACAGAGGCAGCAGACAAAGGAGGCAUCGGUGAUAAAGCAGCUGACACAACCAAGAUUAAAGGACCUGCACCUCCAGUUCCAACCCAGGUUCCAACGCACGCUACAGGCAGACACAAAGAGCCAACACACAGCUACAGAGGGGCCAAAGAGGAGAGGGCACACCUGGAGGUCCUGGAGGAGAAUCCCAUGUCUCCCUCCUCUAAUGCCGCCUCACCGUGCUCCAGCAAGUCCAGGCCCGUGUCUCCUGGGGAUAAAGGCAGCUUUGUUACCCAGCUCACAACUGUGGCCAAAACAGUGCUGGGGCCUAUGAAAGAGGGGGGGAAGGUAAAAGACAACUCAAAGUGGAGUGAGGAGAAGCGGGGAGGCGCGGUGGGGAAAACAGAGGCUUCGACCGGGGGAGUCCGCCGGGGGGCUCAGACGGCAGCCAGCGCCGGUACGCUGCAGUCUGAUAAAGGGAACAGUCGCACCUCCAAGCAUCAUUCAUGAUCAGAGAAGCUGCACAAAGAAUGAGACUCUCCCAUGUAAUGCCUUUUUACAGUAGCAUCACACUGACAUAUCAUGACUUUAAAUGACAGGAAGACAGAAAUGCCAGAAGAAGAAGAAAAAAAAAAAACACCAAAAAGAUGACAUGUAGACAAAUAAGAUGUAAACAAAGAUGCAUCUGUUGGAAAAUGUGUGCACAUGGUGUCCCAAUGUAGACCUGUGUAUGUACUGUAUGUUCAUCACGAUAUGUUGUAUAUAGUCAAUGCGUACGUCUCGAUGCAUGUUUGAUGCUGUACAUGAAAAAUGACAGAAAUAUUUAAAAAGAUAAAAAAUAUACAGCAGACCUUAAGGUAGAAAACACUGUGAACAACUUUUCAACCGAACACAUGCAAACUGGUGUGUAAACAGGUAGGAUUCUGUUUUAAAAUGGGCAUUACUCACAUUUCAGAUCGGCUCUAGUGCCAUUGUUUAGUUCAGUAUGACACAUUUCAGUUGCUAAAAGGGAUCAGGCACAGGAAGAUUUUUUCAUAUCAUGCACUGAAGAAUAUAACCAACAUACUGGAAAAUGGACCAAGAUACCAAAAUGCUUGGGGAUGGAGGGAAGAUGCGGUUCAGAUCUGUUUAAGGGCUGAAUUUUCAGUGGGAUUGAAAGAAGUAACUAAGGUGAACUUGCACAGGGACACUAUGCAAUGUGCUAACGAUGCCACUUUUUUUUGGUGUCCCCAAUUACUACGUUUACAUUGUGCUUGAGACAAAAGGAAAAAAACACAAGGGGAAAGGGUUGCAAUAAGCCAAGCAAACACAUUUUGUUUUCCGCUGAUCAUAGUGAAAUGUGCAAUUAUAUAUUUUAGGCUAUUAAGUGCAUAUAUAAGCGUGUUUAGAGGGUCAUAAAGAGACAAAGAAGUAAAAUGAAAGUAGCACUUAGAGGAGAGUACGCUCUUUCACACAUUCUUUUCUAUUUAUGCAGUUUAUUGUUUCAUGUGACGGAAAGUGCCAGUGUUUUUUUUUUAAAUUUAUUUAGGGAUAAUGUGAAGUUUUUGUUGUUUUUGUACUUACAUGUACAACAAUAUGCAAUCCAAGAGUGCCCAGUUCCAUGAAACAGAGCCUCCUUGUCAGUGAAAUUGUAGUAGAUGAUACACAAAACCAGGAGUAGGUUUGUCAAGAGCAUCUUAGCAGUGAGUUCUUCUUGUUGUGUGUUAAAAAUGAUCUUUUGGGACAUCGGGCACCAGACCUUUCCUAGACUGCCACCUUGUGGACCACACUGUAUGGCACCAGAGGUACAAAGAAGGAUUCGUGUACAUUUUAUAUGUAGUCUGACGUAGUUUGCCUGUAGAUCCUCCCAGUUCAUACGUCAUAAUUCUGAUGCAGAAUCCAUUUGAUGAUGAUUAAAUCAGUCCCAGAAAACAGUCUUUGUUUUAUCCUUUGUUUGUAAUGUAGUGGUUUAAAGUUACAUUAACCCAAUGUUUGGACUUUAAACACCAGUGGUUUUGUGUGUGAUGUGAGAAAAUUGCACUUUAUGUUGUGUCAAAUAUUUUUAUUUACAUUGUCAUAUAUUUCUAUUUUGUUUUUUAUUCAUUCUAUUUAUUAAACUUGUUUUAUUUAAAUGAAAACUUUCUUUACUACUGGCAUUAAUUUAUGACUUUUACAUCUAGACCAGAAAAACUACCAAAAUCUGUGUGGCUAACCCAUCUCGUGCAGUUUUGACUUGUCAUUCCAUGAGUCAGAAGUUGUGAUAUUGCCGUCACGUCCAUCUUUGUCCAAGUGUUUUUACAACAACUGUAACUCUGACUGUUGUUGUCCAUUAGCCACCGUUGUGAAAAACCAAUGCAAAAAAAAAAAGCCUAUAGUGCAGAGAUGUAAUAAAAUGCAGAGAAACCCUCA